This is a messenger RNA of Plasmodium relictum, 1962 nucleotides long. Its product is annotated as conserved Plasmodium protein, unknown function. The coding region runs from base 1 to 1962 and encodes 653 amino acids. The record is from RefSeq and is a predicted model, not a curated record. The transcript has a single exon. Lineage: Eukaryota; Apicomplexa; Aconoidasida; Haemosporida; Plasmodiidae.
AUGCAUAAAAGUAAAACAAACUUAUUUAAAUAUGAUGGAAUAGAUAAAAGAUUAAAUUCUUUCUUUUUAAAUUCAAAUUAUAGUGAGAGUAAUAAUGAUAACAAAAAUGUUCAACAUAUGAAUUUUAAAAAGUGCGAAAAAGCAUCUAUUUUGCUUGACAAUUUUAACAUACUCAAUCAAAUUACUUUAAAAGAAGAAAUUAAAUGUUCUCAAAAAAAUUCAUUUAAUGAUUUUAUCAUAUAUAAUUAUGACAAUAAAAUAUAUGAAAAUUCUGCAGAUUCCAAUUCUGCCACUUACGAAAAAGUUUUUGAUUUAACUAAAUUUAAAAUUAAAGAAAAAAAUUACGAAAAUAGUUUAAAUAAAAAUUUACAAUAUGAAAAUUAUCAAAAUAUAUAUGAAAAUAAAACUAAGAAUAUAUAUUAUAGUAAUGAAUAUGAAAAAGAUGAUGAUGUCUAUUAUCAAAAAAUUGUUUGUAAUAAUUAUAAAGAUGGAGAACAUGAUAAUGGUAGUAAUAUUGAUGAAAAUCUAAAUCAUAUCGACAGUUAUCAAAAUGAAUAUUAUAAUUACCAUGAUGAAUUACAAAAAUACAAAGGCAUAGAAAAAAAUGAUUUUAAAAAUACAAAUAUAUGCAAAAAUAAUAAAAAAAGGAAUAAUUCUAAAAAAAAAUAUGAAAAAUAUAAUUGUAUUGAAAAUAUAUUUGAUUUAAAAAAAGAAAAGGAUUUAGUAGAGAAGAAAAAAAAUAACUGGGAUCAAAUGGAAAAUAAAAAUGAAAUGAGAAAUAAAGUCGAUAUAGUAAAUAAAAAUAACAAUAAUAACAAUAAAAAGAAAUUUUUAAAAGAAAAUAAUGUUAAAAUCAUAAAGAAAAGUGAAGCUCAAUUAAAUUAUGAAAAACUUUUAAAAGAAAAAGUUACUUUUCAUGAAGAAGAAAAAGAAAAAAUAAAAAAAAGUUUCGAACAUAAAUUGGAAGAAAUAACAAAAAAUUAUGAAGAAGAAAAAGAGAAAAAAAAAAACUUAAUAAAUAAUAUUUACACUAAAUAUAUUAAUAUAAAAAAUCUAUUAAUAAAAGCAAAUAAUGAAAAACAUAAUUUAAAAGAAGAAAAUGAUAAAUUAAAAGAAGAAUUAAAAAAUCCGGCAAAUUACUCUAUAGAAAGUAAUGUGUUAAAUAAUUAUAAGGAGAAAUUAGAGUAUUAUAUAUCUUUAUCAGAAAAUAAAGACAUUAAAAUUAAAAAUCUAGAGGAAGAAUUGAAAACAAUAAAAAAAAAUCUACUUCAAAAAGAAGAAAAAAAUUAUAUAAUAUCUGAAGAGAAAACAAAUAUGUAUAAAAUGAAUAUGCUAUUGAAAAAGGAUACUACACAUUUGCAAAAAAAACUAGAAAACUUAAAAAAUAUAAAAGAAGAAAUGAAAGAAAUGUUAUUUUACAAAGAAAUGAAGAUAAAUUAUUUAGUUAAUAUAUUAAAUAUUUUAGAUGAAUCAAUUAUGAAUGAAAAUGAAAUUCAAAAACAACAUAAAAACAUAGAAAAUGAUAAAAAAGAGAUAGAUGCUAUAAAAAAUAUAAAUAAGAAAAUUAUAAUAAAAUCGAUUCUUCAUAAAAUAAAAGAUUUAAAUAAAAAAAUAAAAAAACAUGGAGAAAUACUCACAAAUUUUCAAACUGAAGAUGAUAAUUUUUUAUAUAAUAAAGAUGAGAUAAUAAGUAAAAACUAUCAUAACAAUAAAAAAGAGAAAAAUGAUAAUGAAUUAUUUGAUAAUUAUUUUAAUUCGCAAAACUUUAUUUUAAAUGAAGACGAACAUAAUUUAAUGAAGGAAAAUGAAACUGUUGAAACUUUUUUUACAAAUUAUAACAUAAAUAAUACAAAUGAUGUUCUUAAAAAUAAUUUAGAAGCAAAACUAGAAAUACAAAGUAGACAAAAUUCAAAUACAAAAGUAAAAAUAAAAGGAACAAACAAUAAUAGCCAAAUAAUAUAA